CGUUAAACACAUGUACGAAGCUGUGGAGCACCGUGGAGUAACAAGUAGUUUAAUUCGCUCAGUGAGUUAAGUCAAAGAAUGGAAAAUAAAAUCGGUAGAAUUGAUAUCGGAUUUAUAGAAGACUGCGAAGAAUGGAGAUUGGCGAGUAGAUUCUUUCCUAGUAAAGUGGGGGGUAAACCUGCGUGGCUAAAUUUGAAAGAUAUUCCUCGUAAGGAGGAUGUUGAGUGUCAAUUUUGCAAACAGCCAUGCAUAUUUUUAUGCCAAAUCUAUGCACCAUACGAAAAUAAUGCAAAGGCCUUCCAUAGGACAAUAUUUAUUUUCAUCUGCAGAAACCCGAAAUGUUGUAAACCAAAUAAUAACAGUAAUUUAAAAGUCUUUCGUUCGCAACUAGAAAAAGAUAACAAGUUUUAUCCAUCCAACCCGCCAAUUGAAUCCGAAGAGUGGAGACCAGACAUAACCACAGAGACUUGGACAAAAUCAUGUUAUGUAUGCGGACUCAAUGCACCUAGUCACUGUUCCAAAUGCAAAAAAGUAAAUUACUGUUCUCGUGAACAUCAAGUUUAUGACUGGACACAUGGCCAUAAGAUUUAUUGUGGAAUGAGUUGGGAUGCGGCAAAAUCUAAUUUGUUACUACCUGAGUAUGAAAUCAUUGUUGAAACAGAGGAAAACGAUGAUCAACUUUCAGGAAGUGAAAAUGUGGUUGAUGAAAAUCAAGAAAUAAUAGAAUAUGAAAAAUUAAUAGUUCAUAAUGAGGCAGGCACGCUUCAAAAUGAAGAUAAUGUUGAUGCUGACUUACUGAAAAUGUCUGCAGCAAAUGAAGAUGAAGUUUUUUUCGAAUUUACCACUACAGUAAAGAAAUAUCCAGAUCAAAUCUUGAGGUAUGAGAGGGGUGGUAAUGUCUUGUAUAUAUCGUCUGAAAAUCAAGUUCAAGAAAUUCCAGAUUGUCGAGAAUGUGGUAGCAAAAGGCAAUUUGAGUUUCAGAUUAUGCCACAGCUCUUGAAUUACCUUCAAUUUGAGGAUACGCUGGAAAGUCUGGAUUGGGGAAUAUUGGCUAUCUUUACAUGUAAAAACUCAUGUGAAACAGCGAACGGUUACGUCACAGAAUAUGUGUGGAAACAAGAUAUUGUAGAUGCAGAGAAUAAAGAAAGUUUAUGAUAA
This is a messenger RNA of Neodiprion virginianus, 1158 nucleotides long. It is a transcript of the gene Zfrp8, whose product is annotated as programmed cell death protein 2. The transcript is spliced from 4 exons. NCBI's taxonomy places the organism in Eukaryota, Metazoa, Arthropoda, Insecta, Hymenoptera, Diprionidae. The coding region runs from base 79 to 1155 and encodes 358 amino acids. Gene Ontology annotation, cellular component: nucleus; cytoplasm. The record is from RefSeq and is a predicted model, not a curated record.